This is a messenger RNA of Pelecanus crispus (Dalmatian pelican), 833 nucleotides long. The record is from RefSeq and is a predicted model, not a curated record. NCBI's taxonomy places the organism in Eukaryota, Metazoa, Chordata, Aves, Pelecaniformes, Pelecanidae.
AUGGCAGGGCCAAGAAUCAUCAAAACUGUGGUCAAGACCUUCAAGUACUUCUUCGGCCUGAGGUUUGAGGUGAAGGGACUGGAGCACUUUGAGGUGGAGGGCCCUGCUAUCAUUGUGUCCAACCACCAGAGCACGCUCGACAUGAUGGGGCUGAUGGAGGUCCUGCCCGACGACUGUGUCCAGGUGGGCAAGAAGGAGCUGAUGUACGCCGGCACUGUGGGGCUCAUCAUCUACCUCGGCGGUGUCAUCUUCAUCAACAGGAAGAGCACCACCAGCGCCAAGAUGGUGAUGGCAGAGGUGGCCAAGACUAUGGCAACCGACAAAGUGAAGGUGUGGGUGUACCCAGAGGGCACGAGGAACUGCACGGGGGACUUGCUGCCGUUCAAGAAAGGAGCGUUUCACCUUGCUGUCCAGGCACAGGUCCCAGUGAUCCCCGUGGUGUAUUCCUCCUUCACCACCUUCUAUAACCCAAAGAAGAAUCUAUUUACAUCAGGCAAAAUCAAGGUUGAGGUCCUGCCUCCAAUACAGACCAAAGGCCUGACAUCAGACGAUGUCUCUGACCUCACUGACAGAUGCUUCCGCACCAUGAGGGAGACCUUGUUCAGGCUGUCGGGCCGUCCAAGCGAGGCAAAGGACUCGUCCUAGACGCUUCUCCAUUGGCGUCACCAUGUGGUGGUGGCUGAAGGAACCUGUCUGUUGCCAAAUACCGAAGGAACUUCCUCUGCAGUGACUUCUAACUCUGGGAACACCACGGACUGGCACGCACGGGGUGUCGAGCCAGCACUGAGGUUCCCCGUUGAGUGGAUUUCUCUUAUGGGUUCAUUAUCUUGCAA